AAAAAUCGAUUGGUUGCGCGCGCAUCAUGGCCAGCCCUGAGCUAGCACAGGAACGGUCCAUUCUUUCGUGAAAUUCGUUUGAUAUGAAACUAAAUAGGUAGUGCAUAGUGGGUUCUUUAAAAUAUAAAUAGUGCUCAUACCAGUGUUGCAUCAAGAUAGAGACAUGUCGCCCCACUUGCGAUGGCGCCGAGAUGCGGAGCUCCCGGCCAAGGUGGAGAACACCACCAUGACCGCCUCGACCACCGCCUCCUCAGCAGGUGCAGUAAAUGCAUCAAAUACAAUGGGGUCCAUCACGUCUUCCGAAGCCGGGCUACCUUCUACGACAACAACCCAAGAAAGUAUUGUCGAGAAGACCGAAGAGUUAGCCAGAAAGAUGAACAUGGAAACGUGGCAGCUGGUUGCUAUACUCGUUGGCGUAGGUAUAGUGGUUCUUGGAGUAUGUUUCUGCUGCAUCCGGCGAUGUUGCCGCAAAAGACGAUCCAAGGAUGGAAAGAAGGGAAUGAAAGGAGUCGACUUCAAGUCCGUCCAGCUUCUAGGCUCAGCAUACAAAGAAAAGGUGCAGCCGGACAUGGAAGAGCUCACGGAGAAUGCAGAAGAACCUGAUGAUGGAGAGGAGAAGAAAGAAGAACAAAAACUAGGAAAACUUCAAUACAAGUUGGAGUAUGACUUUAACAGCAACAGUUUGUCGGUGACAGUGCUCCAGGCUGAAGAACUUCCAGCUCUUGAUAUGGGAGGAACAUCAGACCCCUACGUUAAAGUUUACCUUUUACCUGACAAGAAAAAGAAGUUUGAAACGAAAGUCCACCGUAAAACCCUUAGUCCUAUCUUCAACGAAACUUUUGUGUUUAAGAACGUACCGUAUGCGGACGCGAUGAACAAGACACUCGUAUUUGCGAUCUUCGACUUCGACCGUUUCUCCAAACACGACCAGAUCGGUGAGGUGAAGGUACCGCUGUGCCAGGUCGACCUCGCCCAGACCAUAGAAGAAUGGCGUGAACUGCAGAGCGUAGAAGGAGAGGGUGGCCAGGACAACAAGUUGGGAGACAUUUGUUUCUCGUUGCGAUAUGUCCCAACCGCUGGGAAACUGACUGUCGUGAUCUUGGAAGCUAAGAAUCUAAAGAAGAUGGAUGUCGGUGGAUUAUCAGACCCGUACGUAAAGAUAGCUCUUAUGCAGAACGGCAAGCGUCUCAAGAAGAAGAAAACUAGCAUCAAGAAAUGCACAUUGAAUCCAUAUUACAACGAGUCAUUCACUUUCGAAGUACCAUUCGAACAAAUACAGAAAGUAAAUCUAGUUGUGACUGUGGUGGACUACGACCGCAUCGGGACUUCGGAGCCCAUCGGUAAGGUUGUCCUGGGAUACAGCGCGUCCGGCACCGAGCUGAGACACUGGUCUGACAUGCUGGCGAGUCCUCGGCGCCCAAUUGCUCAAUGGCACACCCUCAAGGAUCCAGAAGACGGAGAGAAGAAAGAUUAAGAAGAGACAAGAAACGAAAAUCCCGAGGAGAAGCGUCGUUACCCGUUCGAUGAGACGUUACCAAUGAUAUUAUGAUAUUUUUUAAAAUUAUAUUUUAUAAAGAUUGCAUAAUGUUGUUGGGGAAUGCCAUUUAUAUGUUGAUCAACAAUAAUUAGACUUUCAAUUUAACUGUAACAUAUAUUACUAUGCAAAUGUGUUUUCUCUAGAUAUAGGUACGUUAUCGAAUAUGUUUCAAUUGUUAAUUUUAAAUCUCUACUUUGACAACGCAAUGGAUAUAGAGGUAAACCCGUGAAAUAUAGAGACCUUAUAUAGUAAGUCGAGUAGACGAUAAACGAAAUGACCCUUACCUACACGACUUUAUUUAGUAUUAGUAUAUAUUUUAUAAACAUGAAGAAGUUAAUUUAUUGUUACUUACACCAACUGUCAUAACAUAACAUCUACCUAUUUAUCACCAAAGAUACCAACACGCGUGAAAACUAUAGGUAAGCAAUGAAAUACAAAUCAUGGCAAAUUAAGGAAAGUUUUGAAAAAUAUUAAUAGACCGUACAAACUUCUAAUUCUAAUGCUUUGCCAUUCGGCUUAUUUGCAAUUUCAAGUGUAUAUUUUAUGAAAAUUACGUACCGCUAUAAGACGAGGAUAAAAUACCAAUAAUAUUAAUGAAUUACCUGAGAUUUGAUUCAUGUUCGGAAUUCGGAAUAGGUACCUAUCAUUGGCAUUAUUUUAUAGUAAGUAUUCGUAAGUACUUACCUUUAUUGACUUUAAAUUAAAGAAAUGGCAAUCGGGGACUGCCGCGGUAAAGCUAUUGCAUAGCAUUUUUUAUCAACUUAUGCAAUUAUAAUUAUUUAUUUAUUUUAUUUAUGCAGUAUUUAUUUUUUUGAUAUGAAAAAAAAAGCAAACGGGAAGUGAGAAAAAUUUAACUUGCAAGAUUUGAUUACAAAUAGACAACGGGACAGGUGAAACUAAAUAAAAAUGCUUGGCAUAAUAAUAAAAAUUAAAAAAACGUGAUAAAAAAAUGAAAUUAAAAAAAUCAAGAUGUACCCCAGGCUCGAACCUAGGACCUUCUGCAAAAAAGCAUACGUGAUAACCGCUGUUCCACGGCAACUGUAAUGAUCUUGCCGAAAUAUCUAUAUACAUCUAGCGUUAGGUUAUUUUCGUUACGGAAUUUCUGGAUUCGGUCUCGGUCACUCUCAAGGCCCGCGAUAGAAGCUAUGCAAUAGCUUAAAAUAUGACGGUUCAAGAUUGUAUAAAAAUAUAAACCAAUUAAUAAUAUGUAAUAUAUUGUUUUAAAUACCAAACAUUUACUUAGGUACCUACUUACUGAUAAAUAUAACUUAUUUGAGUGUAAGUACUUUCAAAUGCCAUAUUCCAAAAUAAUAUUGUGUAAGGUAAUAAAUUAUUAUAAUAUUGUCUUUAAAAGAGCUUUAUUUAUAUUUCGUUGGUAUAUUUUAUUAACAAAAGAUUCGUUUUUAUGUGAAAUCGUCACCGUAGUACGAUGAUCGUUAUUCCUUAUCAUCAUUAAAGUAAUAUUUUUAGCACGACACUAGGAUCACUGAAAAACUCUUAGUCAUCUUAGUGUUUCUAUAGUCGAAAAAAAUUAUAUUUUGUAAAUUAUAUAACUAUUACCACGUAAAUUUAAAAUUAUUUCACGUAGAAAAUGUUUAUUUAUUAAGUAAAUUACUUAUGUGAUGUAUGAUAAAAAAAAAACUUAUUUGAACAAUACAAAUAUUUAAACUAGAGUUUGUAUAAAGGUUUUAAACUUAACUGCGAUACAUUUCAUGUAAUAAAUAAUCUGUAGGUAUUCUUAAUAAAAAUAUCAUUCGGUAACAGAUCUAAAAUGUAUAUUUAUCAAUGUUGUAGAAUUGUUAAAUUAUUUUUGUCUCCUGAAAUGUUUAAGAAUUCGCCUUUAGGUAUAAAUAUCGCUGCUAUAUCAUCCAUCAUUUUUAUUUUUAAGUGUGGUUAUUAUAAAUAUAAUGUUUAAAUCCAUAUUGAAUUAUUAUAUCGACGUUCUAUUGGUAUAUUAUAACUACCUAAUUAGCUUGACUGUUGAUCUCAAUUUUGUGUUUCUUUGUAUAUAAUCACAUGUUAAAAUUAAACAUCACAUUAUAUAUUGUAUAGGUGUAGAAAUGAAGUCGUGCUUUAACGUUGUAGGGAAGCACUCACACGAAUAAUGUUAUGUAUGUAGACAUGUGGUUCAAGUUCUGUAUUUAUUAAUAAAUAUACUUACCUAGUUAUGGUUA
This is a messenger RNA of Leptidea sinapis, 3711 nucleotides long. RefSeq names its product synaptotagmin 1 (gene Syti). Gene Ontology annotation, biological process: regulation of calcium ion-dependent exocytosis; synaptic vesicle endocytosis; regulation of dopamine secretion. Gene Ontology annotation, cellular component: synaptic vesicle membrane; dense core granule; axon. NCBI's taxonomy places the organism in Eukaryota, Metazoa, Arthropoda, Insecta, Lepidoptera, Pieridae. The coding region runs from base 164 to 1474 and encodes 436 amino acids. Gene Ontology annotation, molecular function: clathrin binding; syntaxin binding; calcium-dependent phospholipid binding. The transcript is spliced from 11 exons. The record is from RefSeq and is a predicted model, not a curated record.